Closterium sp. Naga37s-1 is the source of this 468-nucleotide messenger RNA. Lineage: Eukaryota; Viridiplantae; Streptophyta; Zygnematophyceae; Desmidiales; Closteriaceae. The record is from the annotation of a GenBank genome assembly.
AUGGGGUGCAAGCAGCUGCAAAGUCGACGGGAGGGCGGGCGGGGAGGAGGCGUGACUGGCGGAUGCUGGCGCUGGCUGCCGCCACUCCUUUCCCCCUCUCCUCUUCGGCCCCACUACGUCCGCCGCUGUUUCCGCGCCAGGGAGCUGCGACGAGGCAGCGUGACGGCCGCGGGUCCAUUGGCGGGCUCGCUCGCGGGCCCGUUGGCGGGUUCCUCGGCGAGCGUGCUGACUCGAGCGCUGGAGGGUCCGUUGGCGGGCUCGUCGGCAGGCUUGCUGACGCGCGCGCUGGCGGGUCCGCCGGCGGGUCCGUCGGUGGGCUUGCUGGCGCUCCCGUUGGCGGGUCCGUCGGCGGGUUUGCUGGCGGGUCCGUCAGCGUGCACGCUGGCGGGUGCGUUCCUGGCGUUCUUGGUGCAUUCCUGGCGUUCUUGGUGCAUUCCUGGCGUGCGCGGUGGCGUGCGUUGCUGGUAA